Molecule: messenger RNA, 1567 nt
Organism: Patiria miniata (bat star)
Lineage: Eukaryota; Metazoa; Echinodermata; Asteroidea; Valvatida; Asterinidae
Product: proton-coupled folate transporter-like
Exons: 5
Coding region: 1-1419 (472 amino acids)
Biological process (GO): transmembrane transport
Cellular component (GO): plasma membrane
Molecular function (GO): transmembrane transporter activity
Source: RefSeq, a predicted model, not a curated record
AUGGGUAUAGAUAUGGAGUCCGUAGAUACGACAACAGGAUCCGAAGACAAGCCUCUCCUCGAAGCUGAAAAGGGUAACCAGAGAUUUCCUUGGGUUUCCCUGGCCAUCUUUCUGGUUCUGCAAAUUCUUAUCGCCGUUCCAGAGGGCAUGCUGCAAACCCUCUCGGUGCAGUUCGCUCGCUCGGCGUUUGCCAGCGAACGGAACGUCACCCUCCCGGUGGGAGUCAACGCGUGUGCGACCAGUCCCCACGAGAGCAGUGAGCUCGCCGACGUCCAGGCGGCCGUCGCCCUCUUCGCUACCUAUCAGAGCUGCUUGAAGGAUUUCAUCCCAGUCCUGACCGCCCUGCCACUAAUUGCCCUGGCUGACUUCACCGGCCGCCGGCCCGUACUGCUUUUGAUAUGCCUCGGUGGACUAGUCGUAACUACUGGCUUCCUGAUCGUCUCCUUCUUUGAGAUAUCCGUUUAUUACACCCUCGUUGGUUCUGCAGUUUUCGGCGUUUGUGGGGGGUUUAUACUGCUGAAUUCCAUCAGCAUGCUGUACGUCACAGACAUUGUCCCCAAAGAACACAGGGGGGUCGCACUGGCGAUGAUCUACGCUUUUGAGAAUGUUGUCAUUUAUCUGGGCCCUUUGGUGAUUAAUGUGUUACUUGAGGCUCUGUCUUCGUACACGAUAUGCUUCUUGAUACCAGCUUGCUCCGCGCUGUUGGCGUGCCUGUGGAUGCUGCCCCCUGAUCUAGUUCAGGAAUCCGUCAAGAAGCAGCCGCUUGACCUGGGAGUGGCUUCGGGCAUCGGUCACGGCAUCUGCCGUCUUUUUACAGACACCUUCAGCGUCCGACUCGUAGUCCUCUUGGCAUGCGAUUCGGUAGUCAACCUCCUGGUUGAAGGCUUCGACAACACCAUGUCUCUGUACGGCUUGGGUGAGCCGUUCUGCUGGUCGCCAACCCUCUUAGGUGUGUUUUCGGUCGUACAUGGUGUCCCACACUCACUCGCGGCACCAUUAAUCGUGUGGGUGAUUGAGUUAUUUCUCUCCGAUUACUGGUUGAUAUACAUAAGCAUUUUGUCAUCUAUCGCGCAAUUUCUAUUAACAGCAGUGGCAACAAGUAACGAAGUCUUGAUCUACGGAGCUUCGCUAGUCGGGAUAUUUGCUGGUGUUUCCCAGCCAGUGUUUGUGUCUCUCAUAACGAGGCUAGUGGACACCAAAUUCCACGGCGCACUGUUUUCUAUGUACUCGCUGGUCUACGGUGCCUCCACAACUUUCUCGCUUAUCCUCCAGAGUGCAGCAUAUUCCUUCACUGUUUCCGCUGGUCUCAACGUUGUUAUUUUCUAUGCCAUGGCUUCAUUAAGCGCACUGGUACUCGUGCCUACGAUAUGUAUGCACAUCCUGGAACCAAAAGAUGGCUUUGAUGAUAAAUCUCCGUAAACAACACAUUUCCUCUUUGAUCUCAGAAAUCACGGAGUUGAUUCUGGUAGUUAUAGAUCAUCUAUACCCAUGUGAGAUUAUAGUUACAUGUAUAUACCCAGCACGAUGUGGUACAGAGGGGUACCCCCCCCCCCAACCUCCCUAUACA